AGCUAGCUAUAUUCGCUAGAUGCAUCACUUCGCCGUUAUGUGCGGGGAGAUCUAUCCCCAAAGCUGAGUGGCACUAUAUCCAGCAAAUGUUAAAGUAUUGUAUUAUGAUAGCCACCAGCCAUCCACCCAUUGUUUCACAAUAAGCUAACGUUGCCAUAUCAUUUACAAAUUAACUUGUCAUGUCAGAUCCAGAGCAGAGCAUUAGCUAGCUGCAGUUUGUGGUACGCGGCUAACUAUCUAAUUUUGGCGUAGCACAUCGCGGACUGGCUACAUUUGAUAACCAGAACAGCACUUAUCCUGUUUACUAAGUGAACGUGUCAUGUAUGGUUCAUGUAAUAACUAGCGAAGUAGCUAACUGUUCUUGUAGUGGCACGAUCAUCCUUCACAUUUGGCUGAGUGAAGACACACACAUGUAGGUAAUCCAGGACUAAUAGCUCUCGCCUGUCAACUGUCAUUCCAGUUCCGUUGCUAUGGAGCAACCACCGGGGGACUUUGAUUUACAGCCCCAAGACCUCUCCUCCACCCGUAGCCUCCCUGCUGCCAUAGACCUGACCACGAAAGGUGAGGUUUGCCUCGUAAAAGCCAACUCCAUGGAGGCCCUGCAGGUGGUCAAGCCUCCAAGCUGGUACCCAGGCUCUGGGAGCAGCAAGGGACUCUCCUUCCCAGAAACUGACCCCAACCACAAGCUUCAACCAGGAGACCAGAUCCAGCCGAACGAUGCCUUCUCCAACACUACAGUCACCCUCUCUUAUGUAAGCAGGUCUCAUAUAUUUUCCACUCAUGACUCUCUCUCUCACCAUUCCUCUCUCUACGGCCUACCGUCAAUCAGCAAGUUCUCAACAAUGGAUGGCUACCUGCAGCAGAUGGACAGGCCUCUGGGCUUAGCGCCCCAGUCUGAAAUGUUUGACUCUAUGCCUCCAGCCCAGGUGAUGGCUGAGAAUGUGGCAGGGGUGUGUCUGAUGCAGCAGUGUCAUGAAAUCAACAGCAGUCGAGUUGACAGUAAUGGAAGCGUGGAGAAAUACAAUCCUCAUCAGAGAGCGAGUUCAAUCGAACACAGUCUUUCUCAGGACACAGACGACAAUGCAGGACUGCAGAAUGGCAGGAGUAGCAGCAGCAGCAGCUGGUCUAAUUCUGCAAUAUGUAUUGAUUCCUCUCCAGAGCCUCUCAUUACAGACAUGGUGGAGGAAGGACAGAGGGCUGACUCAGAGGUUCUCCUUUUCAUCUCAUCUAGAACGGAGGAGCCUGUCCUCAUCCAGGACAGCAUGAGUCCCAGGGACCUGUGUUCUCAUAGUAGGGAGUAUAUCAGUCCUCUGGGGGACACGGUCUCUCCCUCCAUCUUACUGGAUGACGUACAGAAUGUGUUCAUUCUGCCUCAGGCCUCCUGCUCACCCAGCUUUGAAAAUGAUGGUGAUAAUGCACCAAUGUUAGAUACCAGCAAGGACUACCAGCAGCCAGGACAUAAACCCAAGGCAGAUUCAGAGCCUAUUGUUGACUUGACAGAAGACAAGAGCACUCUCCCAGAGGUUUUAGAAAAGAAACCAAAUGAGACUACUGCUUCUCACUUGAAUGGUAAUGCAAAGGCAGAGCAGAGGACUUUUGAGAGGAAACAACUUCCCCCUCGCUCUGGCAGGGGAACAAGGUUAGAGGCCAUAGUGAUGAACAUAAACCCUAACUGGUAUAAAGUAUCCACUAAGAAGCCCAAGGCCUCAAAGACCCAAACCCAGCCUCUGACAAAUCCCCAGACUCAGAGCAGUCCAUCUAAAGCUGAUGUUAGUCCUAACAAACAGACCUCAUCUGUAGGGAAGAAGAAAGUCCAGAAUAAAGCAGCAUCUAGCUCAGAGGGAGAGACUAAAGUAAAGGCAGCCGCAACGAAGGGCCGUCUGGAUAGCAUUAACAGGAACACAGACAGUUGUAAAGAGUCUACGUCAGAUUCUGAACACGCCUGUUUUUCCAAAUUUCCACACAACCACAGUACAUCUCCAAAAACCUCCAGCCCACCCUUUGCAGAUCCCGAGCCCUCUGAGGUGGAUGUACUGACUGUAUCACCGCCACUUAAAACAUCUCCAAAAAGCCCUGGGAAGCAUAAAGUGAAGACUGCAUGCAGGGAAGCAUCUUCUCCCACAGCUAAAACAGGGAAGGUGACCCCUGCUCCCAAGAAGAAACGGAAGAAACCCAGACUGGGAAAGUUUUCCGCUAUGUUCUCCCCUCAGGAGCCUGAGAUAAAACUGAAAUAUGUCAACUACAAGGAGGAGAAGAGGGAUAUGAGGAGGGACACUUUCUCUCCUUUCAUCCACAUGGGCCUUAAACCCUCCUCCAACUCCCCUGCCAACUGUACUGUCAUCAACUACCCUGAGGAGGAGAAGCCCAGGCAGAAGAAGGGUCAGGGGCAACAGCAGGCUGAAGGCUCAGGGUCUGGGGGUUUCAUCCCUGGGGCUGUACCCUCCACCUCCUGCCUCCAGCUGGGCCGCAUCUCCACCCAUAGCCAAUACCACAGCUCCCUGGUCUGCUGCCUCUGUAGAGGCUCGGCUAACGCCAUGGACCUGGGGGACCUCCACGGGCCCUACUACCCAGAGGGAAACAGACCCAGCGCUAAACCCCCUACUAGGACCCCAGGCCUCAAAGAAGAGGAUUUCAGUGACUCUGACUCAUCCUGCAGCAUGAGAGGCCGGGGCAGAAAGUGUGCUCGGCCCCCGGGGGUCCCCUGGCCCCACAAACCAGGUCCACGGUUGAACCAAGAGGGCCUGCUGGGGAGGUGGGCUAGCAACAGUGACCCUUCAGGCAGCCCUGCAGCAAAGAGGGCCAGGAUUGAGAAUGGGGCUGGGGUUACAUCUGAGGCUGCAGUAGAGGACUGGUACAGCCCCCCUGUGGUGCCUCUAGACCAGUGUGAGUACUGGCUCCACGAGGACUGUAGCAUCUGGUCUGCAGGUGUGUUCCUGGUGAAAGGGAGGGUCUACGGUCUGGAAGAGGCGCUCAAGGUGGGUCAGGAGACGUGUUUUCAGACAUGUUCUCACUGCCAUAACCCGGGUGCCAUGUUGGGCUGCUUCUUCAAAGGAUGCCUCAACAAGUAUCACUACAGGUGUUCUCUACAGUCAGACUGUGUCCUCAAUGAAGAGAACUUCUCCAUGAAAUGCACCAAGCACAAGAACAAGUCAUUCAAAGGCCCUCCUGGGAACAGAAGAGAUGACAGGUGACACAACCAGGACACAUGGGUGUUCCACAGGGUUUCUCCUAUGAGCCCGGUAACCAUGGUGACACUGGAACGCUGUCCUCUGAUUUGAAAGCUGGCUUGCUACUCCUGCUACUUGUUCUGUUGCCUUCAAGUGAUACACUGCGCUGCACAGACUAUGCAGAAGACCACGGCUGUCCUAAUGUCCUGUUACCUCUGUCCUUCUCAUGGGACUGGACAGGUUACGGAGGCUGCUAGAUGGGCCAAUGACUGAACAGAGGAGUCACCUCUUGGCCCAAAGCCAAGGUUACCAUCAGAAGAGAGAUGUGUUCACCUCGCUUACAGUGGCGUGCUAAACACGUGCUAUUGCGUUGUAAUUAUUUAUUAGGAAAAAGGAUUCUCCCCUUUUUUUAUUUGAGAUGUUGACAAUAAAAUUGGAGAUAUUUAAUUUUGUAAGAUUUGUAAGUAUGUGAUUUAUAUAUUGCCUAUUUAUUUUUUUGGGAAUCUUGUUGCUUUUGUUUUUACUUUGCAAUUGACCUGGAGGUGUUUGUUAUUGAAGGCCGGUUGGGUCGUGUUAUUUGACGGGUCAAAUAGGGUUAUUUAACCUGUGUGUUUUUGACAUGCAACGACCCGAACAGACUUCCAUAGUUUGUGUCUUAAGUUAUUAGUAAGAACCAAUGCUAAAGAUUCCACUUGGUAGAGGAAAUGAUGGUCGCAUAGGGGUCGUGUGGAGACAGUGCAGAAUGGUCUCGUAUUUAGAUCAACCACGAGUUUCUCUACAGAACCAUUUCUGAUUACAAUACAGGUACUUGAUAAUAUCUUUUCAUAAAGACCAUACUUUGCUACGAGACUGACAGGUUUAUUCUUAUGUGAUGAAAACCAUACCAGUUUUAGUUCUGAUUUACAGUGGGCGGAAGUAGGCAAGGUGUACAUUUCAACUGAUUUUACUUGCACUAUGUUUUGUCAGCACAUUUGUAUAGUGGAUAUGAAGAAUUGAGGGAACUGUAGCUUGUGUGUAUUGUUCAUUCAUCCUGUGACUGUACUUCCUCUAAAGAGGAUGGAAGUCGCUGAAAGCACUUUGGAGUGGCACUUGCCAUGGCUGCAGUAUGAUCUCCAAAGCAGACUCACCCUGGCCUGUAGCAUCUAAUUCAGGCACUGCCCCACAUAGUUGUUGGUAUCGUCAGUAGAGAGAACUUGUUCAUCUGUUUUCAUUCCAUUGACACCAUUCCUGUAUUUAUCUCACAGCUGUCUGGGACUGAAGUGAUUGGUCCACACCUUCAUUACCGGUCAUCUGAUCUGCUUUCCUCUUCUGAUUUUUUUUUUUUACUGAGACACAAUUGAUUUAUUUCUCUUCUAGAAUUACAUUUCCAAUGAGAAUGCAAGCCAAUACUCACAAUACUUUACACAUGCAUUAUUUGUUUGAACAAGGGCACAUGCUAGGACCAUUCAACCGUCACAUGAUGUAAACUGACUUGAUUUUAGAUUACCCCUGUCUGUAGAAUUCCAACAAGUAUAGGCAGAAGCGCUACAGUCAGUCUGUAGUUUCUAACCAUCGACCACAUUUUGGGCUUUACAUCAACCUUUACCAAGUCGCUGUUGAUUUGGUCAGAAUGGUCAUCUUCAACCUUCUCCAUUCACCUGUUUGUCUGAAGUCGAACCCUGAGCUGAACUCUCCUAAAGCCUUAUCACUGCUACUAGACCUCUAGAUUGUCCUACUCAUUUUCACCGACUUUGUUGCAAAGACAAAUCAGUGUGUGUCCAGUACAUUGCCUUUCUGUUGGACAUCCACACCACUAACCAGGGCAGCUCGAAUGUAAACCAAGCAGGUCUGAUAGACUGUACAUUUAGAGAUGUCACCGUGGUUGGUUAAUGUCGGUUGUGCUGCCUGGUGGUUAGUUUCUGUGUGUACUUUUCCGUAGUGAAGUAGUAGACGCAGUGCUGUUCUGAGACCUGUGAAGUCUGUACAGGGAGAGCGAACCGUGGUGACGGUGAAUGUUACAGCAGGCCGCUCCCCGGGAGAGGAUUCCUCACAGCAGGAGACACACGUGUGUGUGUGUGUCUGCACCAAUAUCCACAUUAGUAUAGCACCUAGAAUGAAGCAAUGUAUUGGGCAUGCAUUCUAAGUGGUAUGGCUAUUGGAAUGUAGCUAGCUACACAUAAAAACCUCUUCUUACCUCCAUAUCUGGUUAUAUUGUGCCAUCUGUCGUUUUUGUUUAUUUUUUGUAUGUAUUGCAGUGAACCUGAAUUUAUCAUACUUUGCAAAAUGAGCGCCAAACGCUCUGCUGUUCCUUAUUGUCACAGUUGCUUUAUUUAAUCAAACUUAUGCAUUGUACCAGAUGGGGCAUUUGGAUUGUUAUUUUCAUGGUUGUAUAAAUGGGUUUGGUUUGUAAUAUUGUUUUCAUGUCUAAAUCUCAGGGCUGGGUCUCAAUUAUUCAAAUGAUUUGUGUUUUUGAUUUGACCUAAGAAAUGUUAUCACACAUUGACUGGAGCAAUGCUAACAGUAGCAGGAUAUUGAUCAUCACAGCAGAGGUGAUGUGUUGGCCACUAUAACCUUUUCUUUACAGUCUACUGGUUAAACCUGUUCUUGAUACAUUUAGUUGUCAGUUGUGUUAUGGGUAACGUUUGACAAGGCUGCCAGUGUCACUUCUCUUUCCCUCUUUAUUUGAAGGUGAUUUUACAGGUGUUAUUUUGUACUGUGUGGGUUUACCCCUGGCUAACAGAGCUAGAUGUAACUGUGUGGGUUUACCCCUGGCUAACAGAGCUAGAUGUAACUGUGUGUCCCUUUACCCCUGGCUAACAGAGCUAGAUGUAACUGUAAAAUAAACAUUUUGUUGCACCCCC
Molecule: messenger RNA, 6007 nt
Organism: Oncorhynchus nerka (sockeye salmon)
Lineage: Eukaryota; Metazoa; Chordata; Actinopteri; Salmoniformes; Salmonidae
Product: transcription factor 20
Exons: 6
Coding region: 471-3191 (906 amino acids)
Biological process (GO): regulation of transcription by RNA polymerase II
Cellular component (GO): nucleus
Source: RefSeq, a predicted model, not a curated record